AUGGUGCAGUCUGAUGUUCCACGAACUAGAACAAAAUCAGGUAAAGUUAAUGCAAGAUGGUAUUUACAAAGAUUAAGAUCAUCGGCUGCUGCUAAUCGUUAUAAUUAUUUUAAUAAUUCUAUUGAUAAUAAUAAUAAAAUAAAUGAAUAUGAUACAAUACGAGUUGUACGUGGAAGUACAGCAACACAAGGUCAACAUAUUCCAAGAAUUUAUCUUAAAUCACCAACAAAAUCAUUUUAUAAAGAAUCAAUUAAACAGAAAUAUUCUAAUAAUCAUUGUUCAACAACUUCAAUUAAUAUACCUUCAGCUACAUCUUUUAAAACAACAUCAACUAGAAAUAAAAAAUCUCCUUCAUUAAAUGAAUUUAAUUCAAAUAGUUAUCAAUCAGUAAUAACAACAACAACAACAACAACAGCAACAACAAUUAGAAAAGAUUAUCAAGAUAAUUUAUCUGAACGUCGAACAUCAUCAGGUACAAUAAUAUCUCUAAAAGAUGAUUUAAUAGCUCGUCCACCAAGUACACCUGUUGAUCCAAGAUGUCAUAGAGCUUAUUCGUCAACAACAAAUCCUAUUGAUCGUGAAACAUGUAUUUUACUUGGACCACAAUUAUGUUCAGAUUGUAUUGAAAUAAAAACACGAGCGAAUUUAUCACCAGAACGUUUACCACCUAGUUUAAUACAUCAACGUUUAUCAGCAUUAGCUAUAAGACGUUUUUUAAAAAAUGAACAAAAUUUAAGUGAUGAUGAUUUAUUAAAAAUGGUUAAUAAUCAAAAAAUUCAAAUGACAAAUAAAUAUUCAAAUGAAUUAAAUUCGUCAAUUAUGUCUGAUGAUGAAUAUUUUGAUCGUUUAUCAUCGUCACUUAGUCAAAAUCUAGGUGAAAGAGGAUUUUAUUUCAAAAAUUUAAAAGAUUUUUCUCUAAAAUAUCAAUCAAAUAAAUAUAAUCGUUUAUUAUUAAGUGAAACUCCAUCUCCUCAAUCAUCAAAUCCUGUUCAACUAUAA
Messenger RNA from Rotaria sp. Silwood2, 999 nucleotides. NCBI's taxonomy places the organism in Eukaryota, Metazoa, Rotifera, Eurotatoria, Philodinida, Philodinidae. The record is from the annotation of a GenBank genome assembly.